AUGGACGAUUUUGAAUCAGCAUUUGUCGUGCACAAUACACCACUGCUCAUAAUAUCAGGAAUAUCCUCGGGAGAUAAAGGGGACUUGAAUCCAGACCGUGUAAAUUCUCCAGUAUCAGAUGCACUUCAUGUUGACCCUGAGGUAGUAUCUGCAUUAACUAAGUGUCUUCGAAAUGUCGAUGCUACUGAACUAGCUUGGAACUCCCAAGAGUUCGCAGGGAAGAAUAAAUUCCGAUUCAAAAUCGUCGGAGAAGAGUAUACGUUACCUAACCUUACAACGACACGAAAAGGGUCUACAAAAGUGCUGAAUCAAAAAUACAAUCAAAAUAUACACUCUAUUUUAUCUCCUCUUUGUCCCGACUCCGAAUUAUUUCCUGAUGGCCUAAUAAAUUCAAAAUGGAUUGAAAAGCAUCAAGAUUCCGUACCAAGUGUCCUCGUACGAUUCUAUGCUUUCUCAAAUGAUCCGAAUCUAUCGACAGUACACGACAAUCAACUUAAGACGGAUAUAAUUAAUUUAAAAAAAAAUAUAAGUCAAUCUGGAUAUAGGACCCGCUUUGUCGUUAUAAUUUUCUGCAACAAAAAAUCUUCUUCCAUUGAUAUUGAAAAUAGGCUUUCCAAAAUUCGCCGAGACACUGGAUUUGACACCAAAACAUCACUCUUUUAUUUUUAUCUAUUGAAUUCUUCAGCAGAUCUUGAAGGAUUUCUAGACACAAUAAUCUCUUCCAUUUAUUCGGUAUGUAUAGACUACUACCUAGAACUUAGUAAGCAUGCUCGAAGAAAGAAAAAUAGAAGUGCGGUCCCGCGCCAAACAGCUCCAUCAACAUCUGGUACUUCUCAAACUCUAUCAAUUCAAGGAUGGAAUUUCAGAUACGACUUUAAGCUCGGUAUUUUCGCAGAAUUUCGUCAGGAGAUGGAGUCUGCACAGCGACAAUACGAGGGUGCUUAUGAGGCUUUGCUUGGCCCUGAUGUUAUUGAAACAAUCGCUAGCUUGAGUACAAGAUGUAAAGAAGCUCGCUGCCUAGCUGAUAUUAUAUCUUUACGAAUAAUACGAUGCCAACUCUGGAAUGGCAACCACUGUGCAGCCGUGCGGCGAUGGGCUAUGCACAAGGAACGAAUGAAAGAUUAUGUUGAUCGAAGGGGUAAAGGCUCAAACACGUAUGGAUGGGAAGCUUGGGAGGCUCGCUGGUCUAAGUCUAUGGCUGAGAUGAUAAAAAAAGUUUCGAUACCUGAACUUGAAAGCUCAUUGAUAUAUUUUCCCGUCGAGAAAAAUAUUGCACUAAGUGAAAUAAUGCCGCCUUGGUUUAGGUUACAUCAUCCAGGAUAUUGGUUUCUAGCUGCAUCGAAACACAUCAUGGCACGACGACAGCUAGCACAACAAAUACCAGAAGAAGACAGGAUAAAACCUGGGUCUUCUGUAUCGAAGGCCACAAGAAAGGGGUAUAUGUAUGACACAUACAUGUGCCCUGAACCAUACGAAGAGUAUCCUCCUUCAAAGAUCCAUGGAACUAACCAUUCCUCGCUAAUACUCGACUUACUAGACAAAGCGAUUUAUGAAUUUGAAACGAGAAAACAAAGUCGAUUCAUACAGGAACUAAAGUUGCUCUAUGCAAAGGAACUUAUGUUGAGCUAUGCUUGGAAAGACGCUCUUAACAUUCUCAAACCACUUGGACAAACUAUGUCUUACAGAAAAGAAUGCUGGUGGAAUGCUGCUGGGGAGGUUCUACGUGCUACAAGAAAAGCAGCCAUGCAAGUUGGUGACGCGCAGUGUAUCGUUGCUGUAGAUUGGGAACUGAUGAACAACGAUUUCUCCUCUAACUCGGAGAAAAGCAUCGACCUUACUUGCUCUUUGGAGGGUUUAAAUCUAGAAAAAAAACCGAUAAUUGUGUUAAAAAGCGACGAGGUUCAUUCUUUCUUAACUAUGAGUUAUACUUUUAACUGUUUAGAAAGUAAUGUAGGUGAACUUUGCUCAUCACAAUUGAGCAUCUCUUCAAACUCAAUCAUUUCUAUGGCCCCAUUAACCAUAGCCGAUAUUAAAGUUAAUUUUGAAGGUAGCCUGAAAUCUAUCAAUAUCAAGCAUAAGGAAACGCUUGAAACUUCAUCGAGCUCAAAAUUGACUAUCUCAACUCAUGUUCUUCUCCGUGAGAUAUUGGAAGAUGGUUGCCUCACCUUAAUAGGAGAUACAGAUCUUAGACUACUCUCUGGUCAAACAAGAGUCCUCGAAUUUAAGAACUAUUUUCGUGAAUCUGGAGAAGUUAAGGCUGUAUCAGCUACAGCUUCAAUGUUUAUGAACCUCUUUGACCUCACCUAUGUACACAACUUAGCGAAUAAUAAUUCGAUGAGCAUACGACGAGAGGAGGAAACAAUCAGCAGAAGGUUGAUGCAACACAAUUGCUCAUCUGUCAAAGUCUUGCCAAAACCACCCAAGUUGAAAUUGGAGCUUGGUGAAAAACUUAGUCAAUACUUCAUAAAUGAACAGAUAUCUCUACCUUUGAAAUUGUUUAAUGACGAAGUAACUGAUUCUUUCGUUUAUCUUGAUGCCCAAUUACUCGGCGAAUCACUCCCAGAGAUGUCAAUUAAGAUAGACUUUGACCCCCAUAACUUCCCUGAAAAAGAGGAAGGAGACGAAAAUCUCGAUUUUCCGGGAAUUCGAAUCGGAAAAGUACUGAAAGGAGAAGUUGCAGUUGUCAAUAUAAUUAUUCCGGCCCUACAAAUUCCAGCAAAAUAUGAAAUUUCCAUAAAAGCUGCUUACUACCUAACUUCUGACAAAAAAGAGCCUGUUUACAAGACACUAGUAACUGAGUUUCAGGUAAUCUGUCCAUUUGAGGCAGAGUUCAAUUUCACACCAGAGAUAUAUCCCGAUCCAUGGCCAAGCCUAUUCUCACACAACGAAGAUGAACUCUCUAUCGAAAAUAAAGAUAAAAACUUCAAAGGUUUGGCACAAAAAUGGAGUUUGUCUGCCAAUUUCAAGUCAUCUGCGUCAACGACAAUGAUAAUUGAAGAUAUUAACCUAGAAAUUUUUCCGACAAACGAGGAUAUUAACUGCUUAAUCAACUUAGCAAUAAAAAUCCCAAAAGAAGGACUCCAAAUCUUACCAGAUAGUCAGGAAGAAGCACACUUUGAUAUUUCAGUUCAAAAACUUUCUCUUGAAGACCGUAGAGCUGCUACCCUGGAAAUGUUCUUUAUUCUUUUAUGGCGUCGCGAUAACCAAAGCUCAUUGAUAAACCGCACAGUACUUUCUGUUCCCCAGUGUCAUGUUUUAAGUAGCGAGCCACGCGUCCUUGCAGCCGUCUCCUCUUCUUCGGUAUCUCCGAUUAUAUGUCUUGAUUUAGUUAUCGAAAAUCCAUCCAGCCAUUUUCUCUCCUUUGGAAUGAAUAUCGAGCCUUGUGAAAAAGUGGCAUUUUCAGGAAAUAAACAGAGAACGUUACAACUGCUUCCUCUGAGCCGUAAAAAAGUACAAUUUCGAUUACUACCUAGUAUGAGAAGUGAAUGGAUUGGGCCUAUUCGAUGUACUAUCCGGGAUCGAUACUUUCAAAAAGUGUUGAAAGUCUCGCCUAAUCGGAAAUUGAGGAGUGAUAAGGACGGAAUUAUGAUUCGGGUACCAACAGAACGACUUUAA
This is a messenger RNA of Blumeria graminis f. sp. triticale, 3615 nucleotides long. NCBI's taxonomy places the organism in Eukaryota, Fungi, Ascomycota, Leotiomycetes, Helotiales, Erysiphaceae. The record is from the annotation of a GenBank genome assembly.